AGUAAUCUCACAGUCCCAUGUCACAAAUUAGCUGCAACGUGCAAAAAUGCAGAGUUCUUUGGACACUGAAAAACCCAUUUCAAGUGGAUCCAUAUCAGGGCCAGACUCGGUCGGGUUUCUAAUCGGUCAAAGGGUCCAUUUCGUCGGAGAUACCCACCGGAUCGGAACUGUGAAGUACGUCGGAGCAGUGGAAGGCUAUGGGGGAAACUGGGUCGGUGUUGAUUGGGACAAUGGUGACGGUAAGCAUGAUGGGUCACAUAACGGGGUUCGCUAUUUCGAAGCCCAAGGUCCAAAAUCUGCUUCAUUCGUACGACCGCACAAUCUUAGCUCCGGUUUCCCACUCCUGAAGGCCCUUGAGUUAAGGUAUCAUGGAGAAUCCACUAAAGAAGAAGAAGAUGAGAUGUAUGUUCUUUCUGCGUCAAACAAAAGGGUUUCUAUUGAGCUGCUGGGUAAAGAUAAAAUUCAAAACAAGCUGAGUCAAUUUGAGGAGUUGACAAGUGCAUCACUUGCUUAUUUAGGGGUUAGCUCAGCUGGACCCCCGGGUCAUAUCAAUACGACUAUACCAAGACUAAAGGAGCUUGAUUUGACAGGAAACCUGCUUUCUGAUUGGAGGGAAAUUGCUGCAAUCUGUAAAGAGUUACCAGCUCUUGUAACUCUGAACUUAUCAUACAACAUCAUGUCUCACGAUAUAAGUGGGAUGCCCCUGCUAAAUCACAUCAAUGUUGUUGUUUUGAACCACACCGGUAUAGGCUGGAAACAGGUCGAAAUGCUUAAAGACCCUAUCCCUCUUGUUGAAGAGCUCCAUUUGAUGGGAAAUAAGCUGAGAGGAAUAACGCCAUUAUCUUCAGAUAUUGUUCAUGGAUUUGAUUCUCUCCGUCUUCUCAAUUUGGAGAAUAACUUCAUAGCUGCCUGGGAUGAAAUCUUGAAGCUGUCACAGUUAAAAAGAUUGGAACAGCUCUUUUUGAAUAACAACUGUAUCAGUCAUAUCUGGUACCCUGAUCAUAAUCCAUUAUCUGAACCACCCAACAGUCAUGAACUUCUUGGGGAAAGCUUUAGGCCUUUCCAGAAUCUUCGUUGCCUUCUUGUGGGAGGGAACAAAAUUGAAGACUUUUCUUCUAUUGAUACUCUUAAUCUUUUUCCUAAUUUGUUGGAUAUAAGGCUUUCUGAGAAUCCAAUAGUUGAUCCAAGAAAAGGUGGUGUCCCCCGGUUUGUUUUGAUUGCUCGUCUUGCAAAAGUUGAAAUUUUAAAUGGAAGCCAGGUUAGUCCUCGAGAGAGGAAAGACUCUGAAAUUCGGUAUGUCCGUUUGGUCAUGUCUAAAUGCCAGGAUAACCCAGAGGAAAUUAAGAAGCUUCACCCCAGAUUUGCAGAGCUGAAAAAAUUUCAUGGGAUUGAGGAUGAAAAGGCUGCAACUGGAGCAACAGGUCCACAAAAAAUGUCAUCGAGUCUCAUUUCUAUUACCCUGAAGUGUGUUGCAGCAUCAAUUGGUGAAAAAGUCCCACUGACUAAAAAGCUGCCGGCAACAACAACAGUUGGCAAGCUGAAAAUCCUAUGUGAGAGUUUCUUCAAGAUAAAAUCUGUUAAACCGAAGUUGUUUCUUCAAGAAGAGGGUUCCCCAUUACCAACACUGCUUGAUGAUGAUAUGGCAUCCUUAAUUGAUUUUGGAGUUGGCAAUGGAUCAACAAUUCUUGUGGAAGAAGAGUGUUAGAAGUCGUUU
Solanum verrucosum is the source of this 1714-nucleotide messenger RNA. RefSeq names its product tubulin-folding cofactor E. The transcript is spliced from 15 exons. Lineage: Eukaryota; Viridiplantae; Streptophyta; Magnoliopsida; Solanales; Solanaceae. The record is from RefSeq and is a predicted model, not a curated record. Gene Ontology annotation, molecular function: alpha-tubulin binding. Bases 47 to 1705 code for a protein of 552 amino acids. Gene Ontology annotation, biological process: protein folding.